Messenger RNA from Thlaspi arvense, 936 nucleotides. The record is from the annotation of a GenBank genome assembly. Lineage: Eukaryota; Viridiplantae; Streptophyta; Magnoliopsida; Brassicales; Brassicaceae.
AUGGACGCUCAGCCUUGGCAGUUGGCAGGAGAGUGCCCUGAAAACACUAUUCCCGUCAAAAGAGUAACAAAAGAAGAUCUUUUAAGAGUAGACAAUAUUAACAAUUACGGGAAAAAAACUAGUCGUACGAAUAUCUCUCAGCCUCAUCAAUUCUAUCAUCCGACGGCUAUCGGAGAAAACGUUUACCACGAGUAUGCGACCACAUCUGCUAAUGGCGUUUUCCGAGGAGCUAAAGCACAGAUGAAUGUAUGGAAACCGCGGAUCCAAGAAGCAAGAGGAUUCAGUUUAUCACAAAUAUGGGUCGUAGGAGGCAACGAUGGUCCUGGUUUGAAUACUAUAGAAGCUGGUUGGCAUGCCGACCCGGAUCUACAUGGUGGUGAUGCCAGUCCCCGAAUUUUUAUUUUCUGGACAAGCGAUGGCUACCACAAAGCGGGGUGCUACAAUCACCUCUGCUCUGGCUUUGUUCAAACCAACAAAAGAAUUGCACUUGGUGCUUUGUUAAAACCCAUCUCCACCUACAAUGGUCCACAAUUUCUACUGAUCGUACAAAUAUGGAAGGAUCCAAAGUCAGGAAACUGGUGGUUGCAAUUGAAUGAGAAAGAGUUAAUGGGGUAUUGGCCAAAGGAGCUCUUGCCAAACCUUGCAAACGCGGCGAGAACAGUUGAAUGGGGAGGUGAAGUGGUGAACAUAGAGAAAAACGGACAACACACGACCACCGAAAUGGGAAGUGGACACUUUCCAAGUGAAGGGUUUGGGAAGGCAAGUCACUUUAGGGUCGUCAAGAUCAUUGAUACGUCUAAUGUUAUAAGAGACCCGGUUCGAAUGACAACCGUAGUGAGUAAACCUACUUGUUACAAUCUCAAAAAUGGUUAUAGCAGGCCUUGGGGAGUUUUCUUUUACUAUGGUGGUCCUGGCCGUAACCCUAGAUGUCAUUAG